AUGUCAAAUCUUAUGACUCUCACCUGUCUCUCAUCCUUCUCAUCAAGCUCUCACCUCCGAUUCAUCCAUCAUCCUCACCGUUUCAUCAUCAUCCUCAUCGCUGCCACCGAAGCUCACGCUCCAUUGCACCGAAGCUCACACACCAUUGCCGACCCGAUUCAUCAUCCUUCUCACCCAUCUUCAAAGCCCAACUUUGUUCAUCCAUCAUCCUCACUGAAGCUCUCUGUUCAAUCAGCCAUCAUUGACCCACACAGGCCGCGCCUAAUCGUCGAUCUGUUACCCAAGCCCCAUCGCCGAUCUUUCUCCACUCUUCUACGGACUGAAAAGGCAUUUUUGAAGCAGCCCAAGGUGUUUCUAAGCCCAAAGAAAUCUGGGAAGGCCAAGAGGCUUGGAAAGGGUGGAAAUCGCUACUGGAAGAACAUUGGGUUGAAUUUCAAGACACCCAGAGAGGCAAUUGAAGGUGAUAUCUAAAGAUUUUAGAGGAAUUGUUAAGAAAAAGUUCUUUUGGAAUAGCUUUUGGAGGUAAGUAACCUUAUCCUAAUUGGUUUUAUUUUGCUUAUACUACUAUAUUUUAACUACUAAAAUUUGAUUAUAAUUGUUACUAUUUUAUUUAAUUGUUUUAGCUACAUUGAUUUAAAGUAAAGAAUAAAGAAUUAUCACAAAUAUAUUGAGUACUAAG
Quercus robur (English oak) is the source of this 679-nucleotide messenger RNA. RefSeq lists its product as uncharacterized. Bases 1 to 471 code for a protein of 156 amino acids. NCBI's taxonomy places the organism in Eukaryota, Viridiplantae, Streptophyta, Magnoliopsida, Fagales, Fagaceae. The record is from RefSeq and is a predicted model, not a curated record. The transcript is spliced from 5 exons.